Messenger RNA from Aspergillus ruber CBS 135680, 1170 nucleotides. RefSeq lists its product as uncharacterized. NCBI's taxonomy places the organism in Eukaryota, Fungi, Ascomycota, Eurotiomycetes, Eurotiales, Aspergillaceae. The record is from RefSeq and is a predicted model, not a curated record. The transcript is spliced from 5 exons. Gene Ontology annotation, molecular function: FAD binding. Bases 1 to 1170 code for a protein of 389 amino acids.
AUGAUCAUACCACAGCCCUCGGAAGAAACCCCAAUCACUAUUGUCGGGGUCGGCCCCGUCGGCAUAUUCCUCACGUACCAACUCUCCCGCCUGAACGUCCCAUGUCUCCUCGCAGAACAAAGCCUGAGGACCACUAAAUGGCCGAAAAUGAACCUGACCAACGCCCGUGUUAUGGAGAUGUUGCGGGUUCUUGGUAUUGCGGAUGAGUGCCGGGAUAUUGAGGGGAGUGUCGGGGAAGAUGUAGACGACCAACCGUCAAGGAACAGCGGAGAUUAUCUGUCUCAUGCUGAGGAGGGAGAUAAUGUCGCUACGACUUUCGUCGAUAAAGAUGGACAGCCACACACCGUGCGGAGUAGAUACCUCAUCGGUUGUGAUGGAGGAAGCAGCAGGUUAUCAAAGGCAGCUGGGAUUAAGAUGAUUGGCGGGCAGAUGCGAGAUCGGAUCUAUCUUGUCCACUUCCGCUCUCAUGAACUCGCAGAGAAGCUCGCUUUUGGCCGCUCUUGGCCCAUCUUUCCCAUCCAUUCCGGCUUUAUCAUUGACCAAGACGACAAGGAUACCUUUACUGCACAUUACCCAGUGAGCAAACUCCCGUCCGGCACCAGAAUUGACCCCCACCAAGUAGUCUACCGCACUUUGGACGGCGAGGUCAAAAUCGAUGAGUUACUCGUGCACAGCGAAUGGACACCGUACUUCAGUAUCGCGGAGAAGUAUUACAUAGAUAGUUUGAAGGUCCUUCUUGUUGGCGAUGCAGCGCACAGAUCACCACCGCCUGGUGGACGUGCUCGAGACCGUACACCAGCGGGCGAGGAAAUUCGCGCCCAGAUAAAGCAGUUUAUCGAUAACUCCGGACCUGACACGAUAGAUCUGGGCAUUGAACUUGAUCUGCGGUACUAUGAGCACUCUCCCCUGAUAUACCAUGAUGGCUCAGGUAAACAUCAAUGGGACGUGCAACGGUAUAUCUCCAGCACUAGGCCCGGUUGUCGAGCACCGCAUGUUUUCCUAAAAGAUGGGGAGACUAGUACAUACGAUCUCUUCGGGAAAGGUCCGGAAUGGACGCUCAUCAAUUUCAUUAACGGUAACAAUCCUGACCAAGAAGAAACACGCAAGCGGGGCUUUUACGACUGUCUCCAAGGACAUGAAAUUCCCUCUGAAACGGGUCUUCGCCCGUAA